Messenger RNA from Glycine soja, 818 nucleotides. Its product is annotated as heavy metal-associated isoprenylated plant protein 47-like. The coding region runs from base 184 to 609 and encodes 141 amino acids. NCBI's taxonomy places the organism in Eukaryota, Viridiplantae, Streptophyta, Magnoliopsida, Fabales, Fabaceae. The record is from RefSeq and is a predicted model, not a curated record. The transcript has 3 exons.
GUUUCCAAUGAGUCAAUUAACAAUGCUCCAAGAUCAGCCUUGAAAAAUUGGGAAAACUAAGGAAUAUACACUAGAGUCCCUAAUCCCUAUAUAUAGAGGCAAAAGUAAUUAGACACUAGAUCACAAAGUUCCUCCUAAUUCACAAGACAUAAAGCUGUCAUUGGUUUCAAGUUAUAUCAAAACAUGAAGUUGUACCUUAAUUCAGAUCAUGGAUAUAUAUUAUCAAAGUAUCUAUUUGUGCAGCAAAAAAUAGUCCUUCAAAUGCAACUGGACAGUGACAAAAGCAGAAGCAAGGCCCUCAAGAUUGCAGCACAAGAAAUAGGUGUGAGCUCAGUGGCAUUGGAAGGAGACAAUAAAGACAAAUUGACGGUGACUGGAGAUGUGGAUGCAGUGCACUUGGGUCGGGUGCUUAGGAAGAAGUUUCAGUGUGUCACCCUUGUCAGUGUGGAAGAAGUGAAGAAAAAAGAUGACAAUAAAUGCAAAAUUGAAAUUGAAGACGACAAAGGGUGUUAUUAUUAUACACCGUACUGUGCUCCUCCACCAUGUGGUCCUUCUCCCUAUUGCCACCCAGUUUAUGAUUCAUAUGACAGUACUUGCUCUAUCAUGUGAGGAUUACACCAAUAAAUCAAAGAGAUCGAAGAGUACUAUUUCAAAUUAAAUUUGCAACUAUAUAUGGUUAUGCGUGUCAUGUCGUUCUAUUACCCAAUGAGAUUUUCUCAUUCUCUUUCUUUCAAUGAAAUCACAUGGAACUCAUUACUUAUUUCUCUAUAUAUGUUUGGUUCUAUCCAUUAAUGGAAAUUUAGAAGUUGCUUAUUUGA